Messenger RNA from Gadus morhua (Atlantic cod), 4914 nucleotides. It is a transcript of the gene ntng2a, whose product is annotated as netrin g2a. The coding region runs from base 559 to 4560 and encodes 1333 amino acids. The record is from RefSeq and is a predicted model, not a curated record. Lineage: Eukaryota; Metazoa; Chordata; Actinopteri; Gadiformes; Gadidae. The transcript has 15 exons. Gene Ontology annotation, biological process: axonogenesis; animal organ morphogenesis; tissue development.
GAGAGAGGAACGGGGGGGCUGGGAGGCAGAUAAAUAGAGAGAGAGAAUGAGAAAGAAAUGGGGAGAGAGAAAAGAAGGCUCAGGGUUUUGAUUCCGAGUUUGGACUCAUAAUAAGAAGAGGCGAGAAGACAAGAGAGGAGAAGAGUGACCGUGUAAUCAGCUUAACGAGGAAUCAUCGCUCAAUGGGCCAGCAGCGCCUCUAAUCUUUAGUGGAGCGUGAUAAGACGCGUGCGACGAGCCGCUCGUUCUCAGGUGUGUGUAGCUGGUGUCGACACUGCGGGACCAAUGACCUCAUCAUCAUGGCCGACCCCAGGAGCUAUGGAGCCUGUUGCACCACGACCUCGCUCUUCUGAGGCUAAACACGCGCCAGGACCACCACGAAGAUGCUAACCCCAUGGCGGUAGAGGAAGAGAAAGACGGCACUUGGAACUGAAGAACUCUUACUUACUUCCUGUGGUUUGGACAACAACUUCCUGUCCACCAAACCUAUGUUGAAUUAUACAGAAAAUAACCAGAUGCUGAGGUCAAACCAGUGACCCUUGAGCGUGGACCGUGACAAUGGCAACGCUUCUGCUCCUGCUGCUGGUCCUGGGUCUGUUGGCGGGGGGCCGGGCCCAGUACGAGGUCUGCCGCUCGCUGCGAGGUUCGGAGGCGGGGCCUGGCUGGGAGUUCUACGCCUGUCAGCCUCCGCCCACCAACAUGAAGGAGUUCAUGCAGAUCAGGGUAGAGCCGCCCGGGAUGACCUGUGGAAACCCACCGGAACGCUUCUGCACCCUGGAGAAUCCCUAUCUCUGCAGUGACGAGUGUGAUGCGUCCAGCCCAGACCUGGCCCAUCCUCCCCAGUUGAUGCAAGACCGAGAGAGGGGCGGGCUCAUUACCUAUUGGCAGACAGUCACAUGGUCACGCUACCCAGAGCCCCUAUUGGCUAACAUUUCUCUUUCUUGGGACAAGAGUUUGGAGCUGGUCGAUGACAUCGUUGUGACGUUUGAAUACGGCCGACCGACCAUUAUGGUCCUGGAGAAGUCCCUGGAUAAAGGAGCUACUUGGCAGCCCUACCAGUACUACGCCGACGACUGCAUGGAGGCCUUUGGGAUGCAAGCGAAGCGGGUCCGAGACCUGGCACCUAGCAACCUGACCCGGGUCAUCUGCACCGAGCAGUACUCCGGCUGGGUGGGGGCCAAGGAGGAGAGGAACGUGGUGUUCGAGGUGCGGGCGCGCUUCGGGGUCUUUGCGGGCCCCAAGCUGAUCAACAUGGACACGCUGUACACCCGCAUGGGCUCCGUGAAGGGGCUCCGGGACUUCUUCACCUUCACCAACCUGCGGCUCCGCCUGCUGCGCCCGGCGCUGGGCGGGACCUACGUCCAGCGGGACAACCUGCUCAAGUACUUCUACGCCAUCUCCAACAUCGACGUCCCCGCCAGGUGUAAGUGUAACCUGCAUGCCUCUGAGUGUGUGCUGCGUGGCAUGGCGUUGCAGUGUGUGUGCGACCACAACACCAGCGGGGAGGACUGCCAGGCCUGUUCCCGCCCCCUCACGUCCCGUCGCUGGCGGCCCGGCUCCUACCUGCCUGUCCCAACCGGCACGGCCAACAUAUGCGAAGAAUCAGCCAUCUUGGACACUUCUGUUCGACCUCCCUCUUCAUCAGAUGGAAAACCAGCCAUUCUCUUUACUACCACCACUACCACUACACCAAUGACUACUACCACCACUACUACCACCACUACCACCACUACUACCACUACACCAACUACUACCACUCCUGACCCCACACCAACCACAACUACGAUCACUUCUCCUACCGUUAUGGAAACCACUAGCUUCACCAUAGCUAGUACCACUGAUACCGAUUGGUAUGAUUUUUAUGCUACAGUUUCGGUUGAUAGUGUUACGUUACGUACUACCGAAACAAGUGGCAUGACCAGUAUUGGUUCACCGUCAGGUCCCACCACAACAUAUUUGUUGGAUACUUCUAGUAGUUUUACCACUGGAACAGACUGGGGUGGCAGCAUUACUGACACUACAACAGGCAGAGCCAGUACAAGUACCAGUGACUGGUGGUCUGACUUGGAGAUCUAUGACCUGACUGAUUUCACAGAUUUCCCUUCAACUGAUUUCACAGAACCAUCAUUCCCAGGUACUGUCAGUCCAAACCGAGACACUACUACCACUACUGAUACUGGUACUGUUACUGUUGAUACUACUACUGUUACAUCUGUAACUGCUACUGCUGACACUACUACUACAGUUACUCUUGAUACCAGCACCGUUACCACUGAUACUAGUCCUGUAACUACCAGAAGUAUCGCUACAACAACUACUACAGCUCCUCCUGAUACCAGCACCGUUACCACUGAUACUAGUCCUGUAACUACCAAAAGUAUCGCUACAUCAACUACUACAGCUCCUCCUGAUACCAGCACCGUUACCGCUGAUGCUAGCACAGUAACUACUACAAGUAUCACUACAACAACUACUACAGCUCCUCCUGAUACCAGCAACGUUACCGCUGAUACUAGUCCUGUAACUACUACAAGUAUCGCUACGACAACUACUACAGUUAUUCCUGAUACCAGCAUCAUUACUCUAGGUACUACCUCUCUCCCUCCUGAGAAUAGUACUACUACUGCCGACACUAGUACUUUCAUAGCUGAUGAUACGAGUAGUACGGCCGGCUUCUUGUGGCCCUCUGUCAGUGGAACCUCCAGCGUUCCUGUCGCUGCCACCCCUGAAGGAACAACCCUAGCAACAGACAACCUAGCAACAACCUCCAGCAAAGAUGGAGCCGUCCUCGGCUCAGCCACCACUGCUUUAGGGCCGGCAACUCAGUCAGUGCCAUCCAAUCAGGCUCUUGAUGCUCUUGAGCCUCUACCCACCGAGAUUGCGGCUACGACUCCUGCUGAUGUUUCACCUCCCAUUAAUGCUCCCACAGACUCAGCCUCCUCCUCCCAGGCACCAGACCGCUCUACAGAUGGGGCCACUCCUAGUGAAGCUCCUGCUGAACCCCCUCCCCUUCCUACUGACACUUCAGACUCAUUUUGGGCUCCCGAUUCACCUCAAGACACCUUAACGACUCCUGUGGUGGAGACCCCUGGAGCGUUUUCUACAAGCCCAGGUUUAGACUCAAGCCCCCCGGAAUCAAGCCCUACUGCUGGGAGACCUUCAGAAUCAAAUGAUAGAUUCUUAGACUUGAGCCCUGCACCUCUGGAAAAACGUCCCGAAUCAGGACCUUCAGAAACAAGCCUUCCUCCCGAAGAUAUAUUUCCAGACGUUCUCACUCCUUCAUCAGAAAGGCUGCCAGAGUCAGAAUAUAUAGACUGGACUAUGCUUACAGAAAACCCUCCAGACUUGGACUAUUCUGAAAUAUAUUCAGAUUUAGGACCGUUAAAACCAAGCCCCCCUCCGGCAGAAAGACCUCCGGCCACAGAAAGUGCAGAGCCCUCAGACCGGGAAUCCCUUGGCUCCACCCCUCUGAGUCCAGGGGUCUCUGACUCGCAAGAAUUUAAAAAAGAUUUGGGAAUGGCUGUUGCAAAGGACCAGGAUUUUGAGCCCACAAGGGCUGGAGUUCCAGCAGACGUUUCUCCAAAGACCAUUGAGUCUUCAGAUUCCAAGUCUGAUGAUACUGGAGACAUUCCUGUAGUUGAAGCGAGGCCAGAAAGCCCUGAAGGGAGUAACGUAGAGCAGAGUUCUGAAGACAACAGCGCUGGUUCUUCGGCUUUGGCCCCAGAGGCUGGCCCCGAUUCACCUCCCAAGCCGAUGACAGGAGAGAGCUUUAAGGUGGAUUCCUCUCCUAGCGGAUCUGACAUCGCAGCAGAACUAGGAGAAGCCAGACCUAGUCAAACCCCAAGACUACAAGAGGAGAGAAAGGAAGCAAAAGUCACUAAGGAGGAGCCAAAGAAAAGGAAACAAGUCGAGAAGAAAGAGAAAAAAGAAACCCAGAAAAUACUGAUUCCAGGAGGUCCAAAAUUCAGCCAACUGUCUAAAAUAGCCUACGUCACGUUUCAGGACUGCGAGUGCAACGGACACUCCAACCGCUGCAGCUACAUCGACUUCCUCAACGUGGUGACGUGUGUGAGCUGCAAGCACAACACCCGCGGCCGCAGCUGUGAGGCCUGCCGUGUGGGCUACUACAGAGAGGCGGCCACGCCCCUCGACGACGAGGACGUCUGUUCAGAAUGCAACUGUGACCUGCAGGGCAGUCUGAACCCUCGGUGUGACGAGCAGGGCUUGUGUCCGUGUAAGGACGGAGUCUCUGGGCGGCGCUGUGACUCCUGCCAGCCCGGCUACAGGUGGCAGCAAGGCUGCAUAGAGAAUUUCUGUGAUGAGGAUAUAACGCUGUGCCAAAAUGGAGGGACGUGUGUGGACUUCCAGCGGUGCGUGUGUACUGCAGACUUCACAGGGCCGCUUUGCCAGAAGGAGGUGUGCCUGAAGGACAAAGGCUGCGUGGACGACACCGAAAACAACUCUGCCUCCUCGCUACGUCACUCGCCUGGCUUCGUGACCCGUGACCUCUGCCCUCUGAAGCUAGCCUGUCUGAUGCUAGCUGUGGCAACCCAAUGCUGAAAGGCUGUUGGACUGCCGAGACUGAUGAUUGGACAAGGGUCUCAUCAUCACAAGACUGCCAGAGGAACUCCGGUCGCUGAUGCCUGUCUGGGCUCAGUGAGGUUAAGGUUAUAUUCCUUGGUCCAAAAUAGGAAAUAUCUUCUCAUCACAAAGACCAAAUAGAGCGUCCAGGAAUGGAAAACAAUGGCCCGAAUAUCAGAAUCCCCUUGUAGAACAAUAUUGCCUUGGACACAAUCAGGGGAUGGCUCUAUGAGAAGGUGGAAUCUAAGGCAGACCGAAGAACAUUCUUAAUUUUUUUUAAUUUAUAAUAAAAAUACCUGUGACCAUUGACAUUAAACUUUUUUUUACCUUGAA